AUGAAUAAUAUUGACAUAAGUCGCUACAAACGCAUGAUACAGUACUUCUGGGAUGCCGAGCCUAAGAACGAACAAGGCCCAGGCUCACGAAUAUGGUGUUUGGGUAGGGAAUACGUGACGCCAGAAUACCCCACAGGCAGCAACAGCAGCAACAGCAACAGCAACGAUGACAGUGCGACAACAGCUACAAGCAACAAGGAUAACUCACAGGAAGAAGACGGAGCAGAAGAAAACGUCCAGUCAAAGGACCUGGGCUGGCCCCAAGCCUUCCUGGACGACUUCGAGUCCAGGAUCUGGAUGACGUACAGAUCCAACUUCCCGCCCAUCGCGAAGUCGGAAGAUGUGAAUGCCGCGCAGGCCAUGACGCUCAGUGUCCGCCUACGAAGCCAGCUCACAGAAGGAUUCACCUCCGACACUGGCUGGGGCUGCAUGAUACGCUCCGGCCAGAGUCUUUUAGCCAAUGCUCUAGCCAUAUCGAUGCUUGGCCGAGAUUGGCAUCGAAACAAUAAUCGGACGGACGAAGCCAAGUUACUCUCGUUAUUCGCAGAUGAUCCCGCGGCGCCGUUUUCAAUCCAUCGCUUUGUCCGACAUGGAGCGCUGUUCUGCGGGAAGCAUCCCGGAGAGUGGUUUGGACCGUCCGCCACGGCCUCAUGCAUACAGGCGCUAUCCGACGAAUACAAAGACGCGGGCAUGAACGUCUACGUGACGAGCGACAGCUCCGAUGUCCAUGAGGACAAAUUCAAAGCAGUGGCCUGUAGCAGCAGCAGCAGCAACAACAACCGAAUAAUGCGCCCUACGCUGAUCCUCAUCGGAACAAGACUAGGAAUCGACCGUGUAACUCCCGUAUAUCGAACGGGACUGACAUCAUUACUCAAACUGCCGCAGUCCCUAGGAAUUGCAGGUGGCCGUCCCUCGGCAUCACAUUACUUCGUUGGCGUUCAAAAUUCGCAUUUCUUCUACCUCGAUCCUCACCAUACCCGCCCCGCGCUGCCGUACAAGGGCAAAGAUGAAGCAUACCGUUACACGCAAGAGGAACUUGAUAGCUGCCAUACGCGUCGGCUUCGGCGACUCCAUAUUGACGAUAUGGACCCCAGCAUGCUUGUUGGAUUUCUGAUCAGAGAUGAAGAUGACUGGCUUGACUGGAAACGGCGGCUCUCAGCGCUCGGGAAGAACGGGAAAGCAAUUGUUCAUAUUGUUAACUCAGAGACUGUGCCGAUGACGACGACUGAAAGAGAAGGGGCACUCGAUGAGGUUGAAGCGCUCGACAGCGAGCUCGAAGAGUAG
This is a messenger RNA of Talaromyces atroroseus, 1284 nucleotides long. Its product is annotated as putative cysteine protease atg4. The record is from RefSeq and is a predicted model, not a curated record. Gene Ontology annotation, molecular function: protein-phosphatidylethanolamide deconjugating activity. The coding region runs from base 1 to 1284 and encodes 427 amino acids. NCBI's taxonomy places the organism in Eukaryota, Fungi, Ascomycota, Eurotiomycetes, Eurotiales, Trichocomaceae. The transcript has 4 exons.